Symbiodinium necroappetens is the source of this 194-nucleotide messenger RNA. The record is from the annotation of a GenBank genome assembly. NCBI's taxonomy places the organism in Eukaryota, Dinophyceae, Suessiales, Symbiodiniaceae.
GCCUGUUCCAGCAGGAUCGGGCAUGAAGGUCAUAGCAGACGUCUCCAUCGCGGAUCUAACCCAUCAGCUGUUUCACUUCAGAGGCAUUUCCAUAAAUGUCAAUGGCCCCUGGGUCGACUGCUGUGGGCUCUACGCUCCCGCUACAGGCCAGGAUGUGUUCAUCCCAGCGUCCGCUGCACAGGCUGGUGCUCUGU